AGUGAGGAGGAGGAAGAGGAUGAAGAGAAGAAGCCCCAGCUAGAGCUGGCCAUGAUCCCCCACUAUGGAGCCAUUAACCGAGUGCGGGUAGCUUGGCUCGGGGAGACCCCUGUGGCAGGAGUGUGGUCUGAGAAAGGCCAGGUGGAGGUGUUUUCCCUCCGGAGGCCUCUGGAGGCUGUGGACGACCCCCAGGUCCUGGCCGCGUUCUUGCGGGAGGAGCAGGCCCAGAUCCGACCCCUGUUCGCCUUUGGUGGCCACAUGGCUGAGGGCUUUGCCCUGGACUGGUCCCCCCGGGUGCCUGGACGCCUGCUGACUGGCGACUGUCAAAAGAACAUUCAUCUCUGGACCCCGACCAGUGGGGGCUCCUGGCACGUCGACCAGCGGCCAUUCGCCGCCCAUUCCCGCUCUGUGGAGGAUCUGCAGUGGUCACCCACUGAGGACACGGUGUUCGCGUCAUGCUCGGCCGACGCCUCCAUCCGAAUAUGGGACAUCCGGGCGGCCCCGAGCCGGGCUUGCAUGCUCACGGCCGGGGCUGCCCACGACGCAGACGUCAACGUCAUCAGCUGGAGCCGCCGGGAGACGUCCUUCCUGCUCAGCGGAGGGGACGACGGGGCCCUCAAGGUCUGGGAUCUCCGGCAGUUCUCGACUGGCUCCCCAGUGGCCACCUUCAAGCAGCACGUGGCACCCGUGACCUCCGUGGAGUGGCACCCCCAGGAUGGCGGGGUCUUUGCCGCAGCGGGGGCGGAUGACCAGCUCACCCAAUGGGAUCUGGCGGUGGAGCGGGACCCCGAAACAGAGAGCGCGGAGGCCGACGGAGACCCCCUGGUGGCCGAGCUCCCCCAGCAGCUGCUUUUCGUUCACCAAGGGGAGACGGACAUCAAAGAGCUACAUUGGCACCCCCAGUGUCCUGGCGUCCUCAUCAGCACAGCCUUGUCCGGCUUCACCGUCUUCCGCACCAUCAGCGUUUGACCCGUGACCUCCCCGGCCCAGCCCCCACAGGGAGCCGGACUUGUCCCCUGCCCUGCCCGUGUGCCUUAAGAAUGGGGGAUGGAUUUAGUGUGGUGCCCCAGGGGCCUUCACGAAGGGACCCGUUGCUGCCCCCUCCCCGGCGCACUCAGACGGAUGUCGUCUUCCCGAGGACUCGAGCAGCCGAGGGAGGAGGCCGCUUUGCUGGGGCGGAGGUGGGGGGGGUAGAGGGGGGUGCGGUCAAUAAAGGAGAGAGAUGGAGACUCGGUCUGAGAUGCCUCUGGCUCUGCCCCCAUCAGCCCGGGGGCUCCCCAAUCCCACAGGCCCUCCCUGGCCGGUCUCUUCUGUUCUCUCGCUCACUCCCUGUCUGUCUGGCUUCACGGGUCGCCGCUCCUGUGCCAGGCCUCUGGCCUCUCCUCUUCCCAUCUGGGGGGAUGCUCUACCCCCUCCCCCGUCUCAGUGGCCCCCUCUUCCCCAGCCUCCCUGGGCUCCCGUCCGGCCCUCGUACCUCUUUCCAACUUUGUCUGGAGCCUGGGCUCAGGGCCAGCUCCCGCCUCCCCUCCCCCUGGCCCGGCUCCCCCUCUGCGGCUCCCUGAGCUGGCCCCGCCUCCCCUCCUAAGGCGGCUGAUCCCUGCCCAGAACCACUGAGGGCCGCCGGCUGGACACUCCCC
Gracilinanus agilis (Agile Gracile Mouse Opossum) is the source of this 1637-nucleotide messenger RNA. RefSeq names its product glutamate rich WD repeat containing 1 (gene GRWD1). Lineage: Eukaryota; Metazoa; Chordata; Mammalia; Didelphimorphia; Didelphidae. The record is from RefSeq and is a predicted model, not a curated record. Gene Ontology annotation, molecular function: protein binding. The transcript has 5 exons. The coding region runs from base 52 to 969 and encodes 305 amino acids.